GAAAAGCUUUCUCAUAUAAAAAGUUCUCCGGUUAUUUUGUUUUUAACUUGAUCCCUUUAUGAAUGAACUUUUGGCAGUCCGCGGGUAUAAGCAGGUACAGCUUGUUGUUGUUCAAGUGGACUACUUUCUAAAAUGUUUUCCUAACUUUGUUCCACGAUUUGGGUUUGACCCAUAUGAAAAGGAUCUUUUGUGCCUAAAAGGACCUCUUCCUCUUCCAAAUAAGUGUGUUCUUGAAGUUACCAUUUGGAUUAAUGAAGAUUUCCCCUCUCAACAUCCAGUUCUUCACUGUUUAUCUCCAAACGAAAAAGACGUGCUUUAUAAUUUGGUCCUUGAUAUAAACAAUGACCGGUUACGACAAAAACUUACUGACAUUUGGGAUCACGUAAAACCUUCACUCUUCCACUUUUUAAGCACCGUCUCGCAUACAUUGGUUCUGCCCAACCCACGCACUCCAACUCCUAAUCGCUCGUGUAAACCCAAAGGAAGUGAAUCUUUAGAUUUGAGAGAGAAUGAAACCAAAAAUCUGUUACCGGCAAUUUUCGCUUUGAAUUCACAAGCGCAUAAGUUGCGAGAAGUGGAUAAAAAGCUCAGUAAAUAUGCUAAACAGCUUGAGAAGUGUGAUUCUCAAGAUCUUGAAAAAGAAAUGCAGUUGUCUGAAGUUUUUUGGAAGAACCAACUUAAGCUACUUCGAACUUUGGAAAACUUAAAUUUUGAAAAAAAUCGUCGAGAAAAACUACUGGAGAAUAUGAAGCUGGAAGAGCUUCGCUUAAAGAAAACUCUUGAGAUGUUUACCAAUGAAUAUAUUUGUCUAGAUAAUGUGGUCAUCACCACUUCACCAACUUUUGAAGAAAUUUUGUAUCAAAUUGCAAAAGAUAAUGCCUAUGCUGACGUCAUUAAUCAAAUGGUGCUUGCUCUCGAGGAAAACGUGUUUACUCUUAACAUUUUCGUCAAAAAUGUCAGAAUUUUUUUUAGAAAACAGUUUAAGACGAGGGCCCUAACCUUGAAAAUGUUACCAGACGCAAAAACUUUGUCGUCGAACAGUUAGCGACAAUAUUGUGUUGAAUAA
This is a messenger RNA of Zophobas morio, 1066 nucleotides long. RefSeq lists its product as uncharacterized. Bases 59 to 1045 code for a protein of 328 amino acids. The record is from RefSeq and is a predicted model, not a curated record. The transcript has 8 exons. NCBI's taxonomy places the organism in Eukaryota, Metazoa, Arthropoda, Insecta, Coleoptera, Tenebrionidae. Gene Ontology annotation, biological process: protein modification process; endosome to lysosome transport; protein transport. Gene Ontology annotation, cellular component: ESCRT I complex. Gene Ontology annotation, molecular function: ubiquitin binding.